AUGAAGGAGACAUUUCUGGUGGCCCACAUCCCUAUGGAAAGAACCUAUGGAGGGGACAUUGGUGGCCCACGUCCCCAUGGAGGAGACAUUUCUGGUGGCCCACGUCCCCCCGGAGAGAACCUGGGGAAGGGACAUCUGGUGACCCACGUCCUUCCGGCCAGGAGGAGCCAACGGACAGGACACGUCUCGCGGCUCGUGUCCUCCCGGCCAAAGGGAAAUCACGGACGGGACGGAACCCACCUGCGUCCCCGCGUCCCCGGAGACGGGCAGGGGACGAAGGACGAGGACAGGAUCAUCGGGGGAUACCCCUGCAUCCCCUCCUCCCAGCCCUGGCAGGUUUAUAUCUACAGCCCCGUGCGCUGCGGGGGGAUCCUCCUGCGGGACAACUGGGUGCUCUCGGCCGCGCACUGCAACAGCAGGUGGGGACAGCCCGGGGGGGGACGUGGACGGACAGGAGGCCUCCGCCUGCGCCUGGGCGAGAACGAUCUGCAGCAAGAGGAGGGGACGGAGCAGAACCGCCUGGUGAUGAAGGCCAUCCCCCACCCCGCCUUCAACCGCGUCACCCUCGACAACGACCUCCUCCUCCUCAAACUCGACCGGCCCGUGGUGCUGAACCGCGCCGUGCAGCCCCUCGCCCUGCCCCGCGCCUGCGCCCCGCCCGGCACCACCUGCCUCGUCUCCGGCUGGGGCACCAUCACCACCCCGCAAGGUGAGACGCCGCCGGGAGGAAAGGCGUGGGAAACCCCGCAUAACCGAUGCGUAGCCUAUAACGUAACCUACGAGCAACCUACGAUGACCAUCCCCCGGCACCUGAUCUGCGCCUACGUGGACAUCAUCCCCACCUCCACCUGCCGCCAGGCCUACCCCCAACGCAUCACUCCCAACAUGCUUUGCGCCGGGGUGCGCAACCAGCGCAUCGACUCCUGCCAGGGUGACUCCGGGGGGCCGCUGUCCUGUAACGGGACCCUCCAAGGCAUCGUGUCGUGGGGGCUGCAAACCUGCGCCCUGCCCGGGCGCCCGGGGGUCUACACCCGCGUCUGCAACGUGGGUUGGAUCCAGACCACCAUGAAUCGCAACUAG
Harpia harpyja (harpy eagle) is the source of this 1080-nucleotide messenger RNA. RefSeq names its product trypsin-like. Gene Ontology annotation, biological process: proteolysis. Lineage: Eukaryota; Metazoa; Chordata; Aves; Accipitriformes; Accipitridae. The record is from RefSeq and is a predicted model, not a curated record. Gene Ontology annotation, molecular function: serine-type endopeptidase activity.